Molecule: messenger RNA, 1739 nt
Organism: Protopterus annectens (West African lungfish)
Lineage: Eukaryota; Metazoa; Chordata; Ceratodontiformes; Protopteridae
Gene: NEUROG1
Product: neurogenin 1
Exons: 3
Coding region: 1-939 (312 amino acids)
Molecular function (GO): protein dimerization activity
Source: RefSeq, a predicted model, not a curated record
AUGGACAGUGGAGGCAAAGAUUUUGAGGAAGCUAGAGGAAAUGGAGAUGAAGCACCUCAGGCAGAUGUAUAUCAGCAUAGUAAACGUUUUGGAAACAGUCGGGCUCUCAAGUCGUUUGAUAACGUGAAGAAGAAAGUGCGAUACAUUCCUGAUAAAAAAUGCUUCAUAAACAACCCUACUUCUCGUCUUCCAACUCCAAAAAUUGAUAUUGCUAAUUUACAGCAAAUCAGAAGAGACAUGAGUUCCAACAGUAUCUAUUCUGAUUUCGAUGUCUGCAGCGAGCGAUCCUUUCCUCUAACAGAUGACGAUGACUGUGUUAGUCUAACAGAGGUCUCUCCAUCCUCCCCAGAACAUAUGUCGUCAGGCAUUCCUAGUCCAGUUAAGUCGGAAGAUGACAAGGAAAAGAAAAGAAGGAGGAGUCGCUGCAAAGUGAAAAACGAAGCUCUGAUGCACAGUAUCAAAAGGACACGGAGGGUGAAAGCUAACGAUCGUGAAAGAAACCGAAUGCACAACCUUAAUUCUGCACUUGAUGAGCUCCGCAGCAUCCUGCCCACGUUCCCAGAUGACACCAAGCUGACCAAGAUUGAAACUCUGCGCUUUGCCUAUAACUACAUCUGGGCACUGUCUGAGACUCUGCGCUUAGCUGACCUGCACUUAGAAAGCGACAGCUCUUCAAGAGUGGUGCUGCCCGUGGUGCUGAAUGUGUGCCAAGCGGAGCAACAGUCACCCCACAGUCCUUGUAGUGACUCUGGUUCUUGGAUGUCGGCAGCUUCUCCAUCCCAUUCGUCACCAGCCCUUUCAUCCAGCUGCUGUUCUUUCAGUCCCAGUAGUCCAGCAACCUCAGAAGACUUCUGCCACCGACCUAGCGAGAGCAUGUUCUCUUUGCACUGUUCUCUUGCUAAAGAGUUUGGCAAUAUGCAUUGCUUUCCUGAAUACUAGCAAAUGAAAACCCCAUGAUAACUUACCAACCAGACAAGCUUAAACUGUGUUUGAGUUAUAAUGGACUGCACACCACAGAAGUAUCCUAAGAUUGACUUGAAGAUCGGUUUGCUUGUUACAUGUGCUUAUGACAAGAAACUGAACAAAACUUAAAUGGCGGGGGUAGAUGGUGGGAUCCUUCUAAAACAGACUGUCAUAUGUUAAAUUAAAUGUUGUACUGAACUGUCAGAACGUACCAGUUUAUGUAAUGAAAGUGUUUAUAGCAAAUGGGUUGUUUGUACAACUUUAAUGCGUUUAAAUUAACAUUUGGCAGAAGCAUUGGUAAAUGUGGUCUGAUGAAUGUAGGUUACUAUGUUUGUUUUGCUCACACUUCCCUUUUUGCACUUUUGAAAGUUUAGUACAAAACACACACAUUGGUUGUCUUUUUCUUAACUCCUGUCAGUCUGUUGGAAAAGCAGUCUCAGAAAAGAUAAUGGACAUGCUUGCUGCUACCGAGAAGGUGAAAAGUCAAUUUUACAAUUUGUAUAAGAUAAUGAAGAAUGGAGACCGUGGAAAUUUGGUUUGAACGCUUUGACAAUAGAAUGAAAAGACUUUAGAAAAAAGACAAGAAGCUGGGUCGAUAGAUUAUGGAUUUUGACCUUAAGCAUUACAGUCUUUAUGUAGCCGGCUUCUCUGAGUCCGGCGGUGCUGUUAGGUAACAUUUUAAACAGUUUAUUAGUUUUAUAAUUUAUUCCAUUCUAUAUAUAACGUGUAUUUUUGUAUAUAUAAAGAGAAAAUAUUCUAAUAAGUAUUUCUUUAUA